Drosophila elegans is the source of this 771-nucleotide messenger RNA. RefSeq lists its product as uncharacterized. Lineage: Eukaryota; Metazoa; Arthropoda; Insecta; Diptera; Drosophilidae. The transcript has a single exon. Bases 82 to 630 code for a protein of 182 amino acids. The record is from RefSeq and is a predicted model, not a curated record.
UUUCAAAUUAUCCGUCACUCCGAAACGGAGCAUUUAAUCGAACCAGAAAAGUAAAAGCGAACUCACAGCAAAUGUGUAGAAAUGGGCGCAAGCAACAGCAAGCCACAGACGGUGCAGAUGGCCAAUCCAAUGGCUUUUGUGAUUACCCGGGAUGUGGUGGAAAGAAUCGAGGGCACUGCCAAGGACUCAAAAUUAGGUACCACCCUCUGCGAAAAAUGUAAGCAGAAACCCGAUUUAGAAUCAAGUUCCGGUGUCCCCGUUACGAUGGAACAUAGCCCGAAGGAAACUCGAGAUAUGCAGCCAGUUCCAGUGGCCAAGUCCUGGAAAAAGCGCUACAUGGAGGUCGAGGAAACGGAGUUCGGAAAAUCCCUGCUGCGGGUUCAAGAGCUCUUUGGCCAGACCGUAAAUUGGGCCAAGGAUUAUGAAGGCGAGAUUGGGAAAUUCGAGGAGGAACUGAUCCACUGCUAUCAACGGUAUCCCAACGAAACCCUGCAGUGCUCCAAUUUGGCCAGACAGUAUCACAGGUUCGUGUUCACCAAGCAGAACGCUGAAAUAUCCAAAAUGAAAGUGGACCCCGAUGGAUCCGGUGAUCCGAGGGCACCCAAGUCAUCCAGAGAUACUGAGAGAUAAUCUAUUUUUUUUAAGCCAGACGCGAUCUCGAAUCAGUUUUCAAAUCGGUUUAAUUUAUAUUCCUUUGGCUCAAGAAACAGCAAGCUAACGUAUUCAGUUAUAUCUAAUCGACGGAAUUGAAAAUAAAAUAUAAUUAUAUUU